Molecule: messenger RNA, 732 nt
Organism: Thamnophis sirtalis
Lineage: Eukaryota; Metazoa; Chordata; Lepidosauria; Squamata; Natricidae
Source: RefSeq, a predicted model, not a curated record
GUCAGCUUCUCCUGUGCCAAGCCACGCGUGGAUUUUAAUAGCCAUGUUCCGACUCGCCAUGGAGGUCUCCUCUUGUGCGUCUUUGGGCCGAGACCACCGGCACCACUUUUUGCAGAGACCCGCCCGCUGGCAUGGAUUCCCUCACCAUCUUUUAUGGAGCUUUAGAUACGGACCGCCAGCCAGGAGGCUCGGACCUCCAACCAGCCUGGACUACUUGGAACUCUCCGACGGGCAACGGCCCGACUUGUCCCAUCUCAAAAGGUUGCACAACGUGGCUGACCUUUGGUGGGAAAGCCGGCGGACGCCGCCGCUCGCCCGCGUGAAAUCCAACCCUACGUUGACGGACAGGAGGACCAUCUCCCAGGCUUACUUGAAACGGCGGAAAAGGUACCUCCGAGCCAACAGCAAGCCAACGAUGGAGACGGAGGUCAUCGUGUGGGGCUCCAGCAGCCCCUUGGAAGCUCUGGAGACCAGCACCAUCCCUGGGAUUUACAAUGGCCCUGCCACCUCGGUUUUCGAACGGGUGACCAGCAGUAUGACUACGACGACCACGAUCUCCACCACGACUACGGCUUCUACCACCGUACAGUUCAAAGGACUCGGCCAAGGGUUCGGGGCACCGAAGAACCACCCCGUCAGCACGCUGCUGCCCCCUGCGACGUCCGGGGGUAGCCGGAAAAAAGCGGAAGCUCCUCCACCACCACCACCUAAAAUGUCCGGAGAUACUACAGG